Molecule: messenger RNA, 1065 nt
Organism: Cervus elaphus (red deer)
Lineage: Eukaryota; Metazoa; Chordata; Mammalia; Artiodactyla; Cervidae
Gene: ATP5F1D
Product: ATP synthase F1 subunit delta
Exons: 4
Coding region: 132-638 (168 amino acids)
Biological process (GO): proton motive force-driven ATP synthesis
Molecular function (GO): proton-transporting ATP synthase activity, rotational mechanism
Source: RefSeq, a predicted model, not a curated record
UCGCGCGUGCGCUCUCGCCGGGGUCCUUCUCCCAGAAGUCCUCUCGCGUCGUCCUCCUCGCCCUCCAGGCCGCUCGUGUUUAACAGGAGUCAGCUCGCCUCAGCGUUGCCUUCCGCUGUCCGCCAGCCAUCAUGCUGCCCGCCGCGUUGCUCCGCCGUCCGCGUUUGGGCCGCCUCGUACGCCAGGUCCGCGCCUACGCCGAGGCCGCCGCUGCUCAGGCCCCUGCGGCGGGUCCGGGACAGAUGUCCUUCACCUUUGCCUCACCCACGCAGGUGUUCUUCAACGGCGCCAAUGUCCGCCAGGUGGACGUGCCCACGCAGACCGGCGCCUUCGGCAUCCUUGCAGCCCAUGUGCCCACAUUGCAGGUCCUGCGGCCAGGCCUGGUUGUGGUCCACGCUGAGGAUGGCACCACCUCCAAAUACUUCGUGAGUAGUGGCUCUGUCACAGUGAAUGCUGACUCCUCCGUGCAGUUACUGGCUGAGGAAGCCGUCACCUUGGACAUGCUGGAUCUGGGGGCAGCCAAAGCGAACCUGGAGAAGGCACAGUCGGAGCUGUUGGGGGCAGCAGACGAGGCCACUCGGGCUGAGAUCCAAAUCCGCAUCGAGGCCAACGAGGCCUUGGUGAAGGCUCUGGAGUAGGCGGUGCCUGCCUCACACUGGUCCAGCCGGGAGACCGGGCUGGAGCUGGGCAAGGGUGGCCUGGCAUGAAGACCCAGCUCCCUGUGGGUGCAGGCUGACAGGGAGCGGGCCUGCGGGGAGCUGUCCUGUUAAAAAGCCACUAGGGGGCAGCACAGUGCCAGUUUCUGCCCAGAGCGCCUCUUGGGGCCCUCCCCCUUUAUGCUAAAUAAACCCAGGGAAAACAACCCAGCUCUGGCAGGUCGGUGGCUGGGGGCAAGCUGGGACACUUGCCCUGCCCGCAAGGAAUGCUGUCCCCCUGGGGGGGGUCUCCUGCCAUCUGCACCACCACUCUGCCCCUGCAGUGUCUGCUGCAGAGACUGUUGCUCCUAGCCACCGCCAGCAGACAGCCUGCCCCCUGCCCAGCCCAUAUUAAAGACCUGGGAUUCAA